Messenger RNA from Ostertagia ostertagi, 249 nucleotides. Lineage: Eukaryota; Metazoa; Nematoda; Chromadorea; Rhabditida; Trichostrongylidae. The record is from the annotation of a GenBank genome assembly.
UUGCAUGCAUUUUUUUCGGGGCGCGAUGCUACGAGGGCGUUCGUAAGUGGUGAUUUCACAGAAAGUGGAUUAGUUGAUAAUACCGAUGGGCUUCCUCAUGAUGAUUUGUUAGGAAUUCGUGAUUGGAUCUCAUUUUAUGAGAAAGACUACAAGUUGGUCGGUGUUCUUGUUGGUAGGUAUUAUGAGGCUGAAUGGACAGCCAACGCAGGAGCUACGCGAUGUAUUAGGCCGUAUGCAAACCGCAGCUGA